AUGCAAUGGGCUGACCUCCGAGGGCUGCGCAGCUCGACCCGAAGAGUUGCCCGGAUGACCACAAUCGCAGCCCGACGACGGCUCCCGCUGUUGCAGCAGCUGUCGUUCCCGCACACGACCGCGCCUACACUCCGACAGUCCUUUCGAGCAGAUCACGGCCCCGGCACACGGCUCUUCUCGGCCCAACCGCAACCCAGCUCCCCGGACCAAUGGGGCAAGAAGAAACCGUCAAGAAGGGAGGAGCCAAAGUCAAAGUCGCCUUCGCUGUUCGAGGAGCUAUUCCCAAACGAUGAUGUGUCCUCCUCCUCGAAUCGACGCAGCAGUGAAAAGGCCAAUGGAGACAGCAAAGGCAAGGUCAAGGUCCGGUUCAUGACCUCCACCGACCCGGAAAAGUCCGAGGCGACAGAGUACAGAAUGAGACAGUUGGAGCGCAAGAACAGGUCAGGCAAGACGGGAGGCGAAGCGACCGGCAAGAUUGCAGACUUUUUCGAGUCGCGGGCUCGGGAAAAGGAGAAAAAUGACAAGGCCGUCGACGGAGAGAGCUCCUCCAUUUUCAACGAGCUCUUCUCGGCCCCGGGAUCGGGAGGAGCAGGGGCGACGGCAGGGGCAACGGCAGGGGCAACGGCGGGAGCAGCAUUUGGGAAAGGAGGCGUUGAAGCCUUGUUGAGGAACUCCCAGGCCGAUCAGAAUCUAUCCGAAGAGAGAUCUGUAGAUCACAACGACCUCCAGUCCUGGAUCGACUCGCUCCCGACAGACGACGCCGCCGCCAACACCGCCUCCUCUGCAGCAGCGUCCCCUGAAGCGGCGGCGGCCAAGGCAGAGCGCCCAGCCAUGCUCAUCCUCUCCAACGCCAGCCCGAACCUCCUGGAGACUGACUUUUACCGCAUCGGUCCCCAGGGCCAACAUCUCGACGGCUGGAGCGCCUCCAUCCGCAAGGUGAUGCAGGCCUACGACUACAGCACCCUGGAGCCCAUGGACCGCUACUUCAUCCUCUUCGACUCCCACACCGCGGCAGCAGCCUACCAGCGCGAAGCACAGCGCCUCCACGCCCUCGCCGGCCGCUCCCUCGCGUCCCCCGCCGCCGGCCUGACCUCAGCAGAAACAUCAUCCGUCUCAGCGCCCUCCAACACAUCAACCUUCAGCCUCGCGGCCCCAUCCAAGACGCCCUUAAGUCUACACCUUUACAAACUCAACCGCGCAACCGAAACCCGCCUCGAGACCUUUAGCAUCCAAGGCCUCCUAAGCAUGACCCCCGAACCGCCCCCGCGCGCAAACGCCCACGUCGUCCUCUCCCUCGACGGCGGCACCCUCGAUCAGCGCAGCCUCUCCCACUGGAUCCGCCGGGACGCCCGCGACCGCAACCUGGGCUGGCCGGUGCAGCACCUGCGUGCCUACUUUGCGCCCAAGGUGGACCGCAGGACGGUGACGGCGGCAGAAUCACCCGCGGAGAGCGCGGAAGGCCUCGUGUACGACGACGUCGACGAGGCCCCGGCGGUGAUGGAGGCUGACUCGGGACGGAGAGGCACCCCCGACGCGCUGGACGAGACGGCCCCGUCUGCCCGGUUUGUGGUCUCGUUCCCGGACGUGCACGAAGCACGGCGUUUCGUUCGCGCGUGGCACAAAAAGGAGCUCGUCCUGACAAACGACCAGAGCGUGAUUGUGAACACGCAUGUCGUGUGGUGA
Molecule: messenger RNA, 1683 nt
Organism: Colletotrichum phormii
Lineage: Eukaryota; Fungi; Ascomycota; Sordariomycetes; Glomerellales; Glomerellaceae
Exons: 1
Coding region: 1-1683 (560 amino acids)
Source: RefSeq, a predicted model, not a curated record